UUCUGAUUCUGUUUAUCAUAACAGUCUGCCUACGAUUUAGGUUAAAAUCCUUGAACCAGGGUUUAGGACUUGGCCUGUAGUAUUUGAUGAAAUAUCUAGUACCUUUUUCACCAGCUGUUGUCAUACACCAUUUAUGAAAUUUAUUUCUCAUCAUUUCUUCUCGGUUAAUACACGACAAGGAAGACGAUAGAAUAUGCACCGUUGCCUCUGGAGAAAAAAUCGAGCCUUGCUAGCAAUAUACAUACGUAGGAGCAAUGUAUUGUACAUUAGUACAUACGUAGGACUGUAGGAGUAUUACAUAUAUGGUAGCCACGGAACGCACCAAUAAUAAUAAUAAUUGUAAACAAUAAAUCCAGACUUUUACGUCGCAUUAAAUUUAUGAGUUUAGUUUAUUUGUCAAUAAAUAUUAUCAAAUUUUUGAUCUGACUAUAAGUUUUCGUUUAAAAUUGAUAAAUAUUCCGAAGGUAGGUUUCACUUUCAAUUAUCAAAUUGUUUUCUGACUCCAAAUUAUUUCAGUAUUUAUUGAACACAAUCAACAAGUUUUUUGACAGCUUCGAAGGAUUUAUCUCAACAACUUCUUUGUUGUAUCAAUUUUAUUCAAGAAUUAGAAUCAGUUUAUUUAUUACUUAAAAUUGAUGUUGUCCUCGACAACCCAAAUAUGUUAGAGAUAAAGUGAGUUUCAAAAUUUCAAUAAGGAAACUUCGAGGACAAUCUUAUGGAUUUAAAAUCAGGAAAUUUCCACAAUGCCAAGAUAACAAUGCCUGACCUCUUUUAAUCCUGACCCAAACACUCUAAUGUGAUAUGCAACCUGGUCAGUUUGUUUCUGGACAUCGCCCGGUGUAGCUUAUGCCAGAUUGUUUUCCUGAUAAUAAUAUCUGAAAUUGCUAUUUUUAUCAGUUUUUUUUGUUGGCUAUAAUAGCAAUUCCAAAAUGGUUAAUGAAGAUGAUAGUAAGUUGUUUGAAGAUUCUGAUCCAUCAAAAAACACGGAGACAUCUUCCCAAAGUAUCCCUGGGGUUUCUUCAGAUUCAGGAAAACAAUGGGCAUCGAAUUUUUCGACAUCAGCAUCGCCACCGAAAUUUGUAUCUCUUGAGGAAAUAAUGCAAGCAGCGAAUGGAAUGAAAAAUAUGGCACUCGCUCACGAAAUUGCUGUUGACAAUAACUUUCAACUACAAAAAUUGGAACCUGGAGACGACAGUAUACAAAAAAAAGUCAAAGAAAUAAUGCACAGAGCAUUUUGGAAUGUUUUGGCUGAACAAUUAAUGGAAGAUCCACCAAACUAUACACAUGCACUGGUUCUUCUCCAUGAAAUAUGUGAGUCCCUUGAGGAUCUGGUGCUUCCUCAUCAUACUAAAAUACGUGAAAAUUUACGUGAAGUACUUGAUAUUAAUUUAAUUAAACAACAAGCUGAAAAUGGUAUUCUAGACUUCCAGCAUUAUUCACACUAUGUUUUAUCAAUAAUGGCUAAAGUUUGCGCGCCAGUACGUGAUGACAGAAUUCAUGAUUUAACACAGUGUACGGAUGUCGUCAAAACAUUCAAAGGAAUUAUGGAAACAAUUCAAUUAAUGAGAUUAGAUCUUGCUAAUUUUACUAUUUCAAUGAUGAGACCGAAUAUCGUUGCAUCAAGUAUUGAAUAUGAAAAAACUAAAUUUGCGGAGUUCCUUAAAGUUCAAGCUGAUGGUUUAGCAUAUACCAGAAGAUGGCUAUUGAAACAUUUGACUGAUGAAAAAAUAAAAGCAGCCGCUGGGGAUACGAAUGGUAUUAAUCAUAUUACACAUUUUUUGCUUGGUGAGGCAUACUUGGAUCUUCUGAAUUGGGAUUCAAGUCCGGAAGCAGAGACACUCAUGCUUGACCAAGGUAGACUUUUGGAGCUUCGUGAUAAGGUUAAUCGGCUUACGAUUGUCGGAUCAGUCCUGUUACUUUGUGGUAAUACCAUUGGAGCUGCUGUUCAAGGUCUUGCUGAUUUUAAAAAAAACAUUAAAGAACAUUUGGAUGUUCUCUUGGAUUCUAUCCAUUCAAAUAAAAUGCUUAGAGAAGUCAUGCCAAAUAUUGUCAUUCAGAUUAACCAAGAUAUUAAAAUGACAUUGAAUAAAAUUGGUGCUCCAGAACUUACACAAAGUGUUGAAGCUAUUCUUAAAGGACAAAUUAUGGAUCUUGUUAAUGAAGAUCAUAAAAUUCGACAUCUUGUUAAUCUACGAAUAAGACAAUUUCUUCAAAAAAUUAUUCUAUCCAAAAAUACUGUUCAUACACAAGUGCCUCCAGGUCUAUCGUCACUUCAAGAAGAACUUGCAGCAAUUGCUGCAAGAUUUUUUAUUCUUGUUGCUCAUAAUCGAAGUGUAUUUAGUGAAUAUUACCAAGAGAUUAUCACAACUGAGAUUGCCAAACGAAAUUUAACGUUACGAUCAUCUGAACCUGAAGCUGACUCUAUGGAUGUUUAAAUAAACUACGAGUUAUUGAGCAUCAAG
This is a messenger RNA of Aphidius gifuensis, 2462 nucleotides long. RefSeq names its product T-complex protein 11-like protein 1. The transcript has 6 exons. Gene Ontology annotation, biological process: signal transduction. The record is from RefSeq and is a predicted model, not a curated record. NCBI's taxonomy places the organism in Eukaryota, Metazoa, Arthropoda, Insecta, Hymenoptera, Braconidae. Bases 930 to 2435 code for a protein of 501 amino acids.